Molecule: messenger RNA, 1378 nt
Organism: Carassius auratus (goldfish)
Lineage: Eukaryota; Metazoa; Chordata; Actinopteri; Cypriniformes; Cyprinidae
Product: MICOS complex subunit MIC26-like
Exons: 9
Coding region: 55-717 (220 amino acids)
Biological process (GO): cristae formation
Cellular component (GO): MICOS complex
Source: RefSeq, a predicted model, not a curated record
UUUACACGUCGCGGAGAAGUUUGUCCUCACAGAGUUGCCGUAGCUGAGAAAAAAAUGUCAUAUUAUCUUGGGAAAAUAGCAAAGGUGGUGCUGCCCAUGGCAGGGCCUGGGUCCCUUGGCCUGAUGUCUGCCAGUGUUUUUGCAGCAAGCAAGGCCAAAGAAAAUACCACCACCCUGAUGACGGAUGAGCUUUCUCUGUAUGACACUCCAGAGUCCCAGCUGAGGUACGAGGAGCCCGAGGUCGGUCAUGUUGAGCAGGCUGUAUCAUCUCUGAGGAAGACAGUAGAGCCUUUUGUUUCAUGGUGCCAGGAUAAGACACAGUUUGCCAUGGAGAAAGUACAGUCUUACUACAAAACCGUUGAGCCUGGUGUGGAUACCACUCAAAAUAUUGUAAAAGACAUGUAUGCGUUUUUGAACGACCCUCCGUCUGAGUUCUUCCCCAGUGUGGGUGUUAUAGGAUUCUCUGGAAUUCUUGGACUUUAUUUAGCAAAAGGCAGCAGAAUCAAGAGGCUGCUGUUCCCCACUGGGCUGAUGGUUCUGAGCACUUCCAUGUUCUACCCACAGCAUGCGGCCUCUGUUGCCAGGACCACAAAACACUACAUAUUUUCCUGGGGUUCAGAAGGGCGGGUUGUUUUGGAGGAACUGCUGAGAGGGAAAACAUCAUCCAAGCAAAAAGUUGAAAAAACACAGAAAACAGACAGCCAGAAAUCAAGUUGAGACAAAGGAGUAAGUUUUACGAGGAGUUCCCGCUUUGCACCUGGAUUCUGUUCUCUUAUCAAUGUACUGAUCAGUUUAGUGGUAUUUGCUAUAUUAUUGUUGGUCAUGUUUACUGGCAUGCAUAUUUGACUGUGUUUUUUGUGCACUAUAUAAUUUACUUUUGUACAUAAAUGCAGCUGUAACCAUUUGGACCAACCCGGGAAAAAAAGAAAAAAAACUUUUUGUGAAACUUGCACUGUGAAAUUUCCAAACAUUUUAACAAGUCAGUUACUUACUGAUGGUUCCUAUCGUAUUUCCACCGGUGGUGUUGUUGCAUUCUCUAGAACCUUCCUGUGCCACUAUACAAAGAUCAAAUUUCAAACUUGCAUUAAGUUUUCAUAAUCUUCACAAACUUAUGAUUUCACAAACCACAUUGAUAAGAGUCUGCUUUUUUAACCUUUUACCACUUUGAUUAGAAGGAAAGCUUGAAGGUGUUAACUUAUGCAAAAAAAUAAUUACACAUCACUUUUUCUUUUCCUUGUUUAGACUUUUAAUGCAUUAAAUUGGAUACAAAUAAAAGACUAUUGAUAAGCUAAUCUGACAUACAAACUACAGAAUAUGAUUGAAAUAUAAGAAUGAAUACAAGCACUACUGUAACUUAAUCUCAGAGUAAACUGCUCUA